AUGGAGUCCAGGAACGUGGCAAUAGGAGUAGUGCUCUCACUUCAAAGUGUACUUGGAAUUCUGGGAAACGUCUCUCUCCUCCUAUACUAUCUACUCCUUUACUACAAUGAAGGCACAUUAAAGACCAUAGAUUUCAUUCUUACACAGAUAUUUACCGCCAACUCCUUGAUUAUUCUCUCCAAAGGAACGCUGCAGAUAACAGGCGCCUUUGGGUGGAAUCAGUUCUUUAAUGAUGUUGGAUGCAAAUUUAUUUUAUAUAUGGUCAGACUCGGCAGAAGCAUGUCCAUCACCACCACCUGCCUCUUGAGUGUCUUCCAGGCCAUCACCAUCAGCCCCAGGAACUCCUGUUGGAAGAAUAUCAUGGCCAAAAACCCAUGGUUCAUGAGCUUCUCCAUUUCCCUCUGCUGGAUACUACACAUGGUGAUGAAUAUGAUUUUCCCUACAUAUCCAUCCACCAGGAGGAAUAGCAAAAAUAUGACACAAAAAAGAAGUUCUGAAUUCUGCCCCUCCUCUCCAGGACGUGAUGCUAUAAGACAAUCACUAUACAUGGUAUUUUGGGUGUUACCAGAAGCCUUGUUUUCGGUGAUCCUGGUCGGUUCCAGCAGCUUCAUGAUUGUCAUACUGUAUGGACACAAGAAGCGUGUUCAACAUAUCCAUAGUUCUCAUUCUUACCCCAGAAACUGCCCUGAGUCCAGAGCCACCCAGAACAUUCUAGUCCUCGUGUGCACAUUUCUGGGUUUUUACUCACUCUCUUCUGUCUUACAAGGCUGCCUUACUCUUUCACAUAAUCCUAGUUGGUGGCUAAUGAACACCACAGCCAUUAUUUCUGUGUUUUCCUACUUUAGGCCCCUUUCUCAUGAACCGUGA
Messenger RNA from Cricetulus griseus (Chinese hamster), 867 nucleotides. Lineage: Eukaryota; Metazoa; Chordata; Mammalia; Rodentia; Cricetidae. The record is from RefSeq and is a predicted model, not a curated record.